This is a messenger RNA of Sphaerulina musiva SO2202, 2739 nucleotides long. RefSeq lists its product as uncharacterized. The transcript has 4 exons. Bases 1 to 2739 code for a protein of 912 amino acids. The record is from RefSeq and is a predicted model, not a curated record. NCBI's taxonomy places the organism in Eukaryota, Fungi, Ascomycota, Dothideomycetes, Mycosphaerellales, Mycosphaerellaceae.
AUGGGCGAGCAGACACGUCACCGGUUUUUGCGUUUUCGAUCGCGCAAGGAUCGAGCGCGGCGCAAGAAGCCGAACGAUGCGGAGGUGCAUACCAUAGACAGUGCCAACACCAGAGUCACCUACGCCUUUUCGACGAAGCGAUCUGUUCCAGACUCUCUGAGAAGUCUGUAUCCUCAUGGCUCAGUUCCAACCUCCUCCGCAUCUCUGAAAUCUACAGCAAACCCAAGUCCAGAUCCCGAGCGGCAACCGACACCCGACCUCGAUCACACACUGCCGUUCUCCAGAAAGUCAUCGCUAGCGACACUGAACACCCUGAGCACGAUCGACACACUCGCCGACACACCUCCUGGCAGCAUCUACGCGAAAUCACGACUGACGGCACGUUCCCUGUUUCCUCAAAGGGCCAAGUUCGUGCGACGGGACCAGCAUACGGUCGAGCGCGACGAGUAUUAUAUCCAGAACCAAGACCGCUCCGGCUCGAGUCAAAUCCAAGCUGAAGCGCAGCUUGACGGUAGUGCGGACACAGUUGCGGCUCAGGCGCGGACUGGAAACCAAAUCAACAAAAUCCAAUCUGUAAAAGUGGCAGAUCGGAUCAAAGCAUUCGAAACAAAAGCAAGGCCGAGAAGCUCGUCCAAAGUGAGACCCGAACACCGCGAUCUCCCUGAUGCUGGUGAGCACGUGCCACUUGUAUUCCCAUUGCAUGUCCGGCGGUUCACUCGAAGAUCAGGCAAAGGCGUGUUGUUCCGGCCAGAGUCUCCAGAAUCUCCGUUGUAUCAAUCGAUCCCAGUCGACAACGCCGAGCUGUAUUCCCCGUUACCCCAGAGAGCGAUACCCAUGGUGAAAUCGCCAGCAGAGGGGGUUACUUCGAGCUCAGCAAGCGAUUCGGGUCGUGCUCUCGAAGCAGCACCGCUCACGAUGAAUUUGGCUGCUGCAAUCCCAGCUGGUGGACGUGUAAGCUUGAGUCAAGAUGGUCUGGACCAAGCCAAGGUGCCAUCUGCUCUUCAAAAUUAUCAAGUGAAUUCGACGGAAUGGCCGAAGCACGCAGAGACAGCAACACGGGCAACCAUGGGCACUUUCUCUCAUUUACACGGUCGACGGGACUCCUGCGUGCGCCACGGUCGUAAAGCAGCUUUGCUCGGAGACGCCAAGGAUAUCUACAAACAGGUUCAUGGAGGUCGGCACAUUCCUGCUGGCUUGGAGCAAGUGAAGGUCACCAGCCCGUACACUGCACGCAACUUGACCCGAUAUUCGGAGUGUAAGAAGACCGAUGCAUGUCCGGACUGUUUGACUGAGCUUGGCAUACAAAAGCGCGAGACGGCCUCAGAUACUUCCUUCCAGACUACCCAGCCUGCUGCUGCCUCAUCCCCGCAUAAUGUAUGUUCCGAGAGUCCCUUCGACGUAGCUCCACAACUGAAGGCCGACGCAAAUGCUACGGCGACUCCGAUGCGACUCGCGAGGGGAUCGGAAUCGUCUAACGAGAGCAAGGACGCUCUGAUCAACAGCUCGAUGGAUUCAGCAACACCUGGAUACGGAAGCUCAAAGCCCAAGACAAAUGAAGGAAUUGGCCCCCAUUCACAGUCUCGGUCGUCCCGAGCCUCUGAAGGCGAUGCCGAUAGGGACUACAUCGACAGCCGCGAAAGCACUGGCAAUACAGUUGUGUCUUCCGACCUCGGAGAAGGUCUUGAUGCGGUGAUCCUCGAGCGUGGUGGACAACUGGAACGCGUGGUCAUGAAUUUGCGAAAGGGUGCGCCGACCGUAACUGCGCUUCUGCGGUUGUCACGAGAGUUGUUGCAGGUGGCCGAUGCUAUACAAGCGGAAGCCUCAGCAGGUCGACCGCCGGUUGAACGUGCCAACUCGGACAGACCGGAUGUCACAGAUCUGCUCCAUCAUAUAGAUGACGCUACAGGCGCAGGAAUUGACCUUGCGAUUGCGUGGACGAGCGAUCCGUCAAACGAAGCUGCCACUCAACCUCCAAUUCUGCGCUCUGAAAACGCAGCACAGCAUAUUGCCCCUACAACCGACUUCGUUCCAUCCGACAUUCAACAAGCCACAAGCGAAAUAUUGUCGCCAGCAACACAUAUUCCCUAUCGCGAGAGCAUUGAUAUGGAUGUUGCUGCAACACUGCGCCCGCAUUUCGAACAUGGCAAGGCCAAUACUAGAGAAAGAGAAGCAGAAGCCGGAGUCACAGACAUGGAUCAUGCUACAAGCCGGCCGCGACGUGGCACUCGUACUUGGCAAGAUGGAUCGAAGCCAGGUCCCCGUGUUCCCCGUGUCACAAUCACAGAAGAUGACCACGGGGAUGGCCCUAUUCUGCCUUCUCACAUUCUGAAAGCACGAGAUAUCAUGACUCCCACACUUGCACACGGCGGCGACAGAGUCCGAGGAGAAGAUUCACCUCCCAUCUUUCCGCGCUCUCCUGCCCCUUUGUUGCACACAGCUUCUGCCCAAACGAGUCUGAGACAAGCUGCAGGUACUUCUUGUACGCCCGCGAGGCUUGUGCACACUUGGGAAGAAUUGACCGAGGCCACAGCUCCUUCUGGUAGUAGUAGUAAUAUGGUCCCGCCUCCUUUUGCAAAACUAAAGACCGACCGCAGUAUCAUCCAAAAAGCCAUGUCGAUGAACAACAGGACCAAAGCUGCAUGUAUUCAAGAGGCCGCUGCACGUGAGAAGCAGACCAGGAAGCAAAGACGGAUCGGUGCGCAGGCAUGGGCGAGUGGAGUCAGCAGGCAAGGCUCCUAA